Toxotes jaculatrix (banded archerfish) is the source of this 3251-nucleotide messenger RNA. RefSeq names its product aminoadipate aminotransferase (gene aadat). NCBI's taxonomy places the organism in Eukaryota, Metazoa, Chordata, Actinopteri, Toxotidae. Bases 235 to 1512 code for a protein of 425 amino acids. Gene Ontology annotation, molecular function: L-kynurenine:2-oxoglutarate transaminase activity; pyridoxal phosphate binding. The transcript has 15 exons. Gene Ontology annotation, biological process: biosynthetic process. The record is from RefSeq and is a predicted model, not a curated record.
CGGAAGUUCGUCCACUUCGGCGUUUUCCGGCCACUCUUCGGCUAUGGAUACAGUUGAUCGCUCCCUAGCGGGGAAAAACGAGAAUAAACCAGUAAUAGCUGUACCACACUUCACAUCGCCUGGGUAAUGUAGUUCACGGUUCGGACACUGCAACUGAUCAACACAGGUCCGCAGAUCGGGGAAUACAUUAACCAGAAGCCCCCGGGGCGAUCGAACCGACUUACGCAAGAAAUCAUGAAUUAUGCUCGGUUCCUGACGGCUGUUAGUGCAGCCAGGAAACCCUCUCCUAUCAGGAUGCUGACCGAGCUGCAGCAGCGGUCUCCUCCGUCCCUGAUCUCUUUGGCCGGAGGAGCGCCGAACCCCAACACCUUCCCCUUCCAGUCAGCAUCUAUCAAGGUGAAGAAUGGACAGACGGUCACCUUCGAUGAAGCUGUGAUGAAGAGGGCUCUGCAGUACUCUGCCUCGAAUGGACUCCCCGAGGUGCUGACGUGGAUGAAGAACCUGCAGAAGAACCUCCACAAUCCUCCGACCGCCAGCUACACCCCCGAGAAUGGCCAGAUGGACAUGUGUGUGACGACAGGGAGCCAGGAAGGGCUCUGUAAGGUGUUUGAGAUGCUGGUCAACCCUGGAGACAAUGUUCUGCUGGAUGCACCCACGUAUUCAGGAACACUGGCAGCUCUUCAGCCACUUGGUUGCAACUUAAUCAACGUUCCCAGUGAUCAGCAUGGCAUGAUACCUGCAGCCCUGAAGGAGGUCUUGUCUCGGUGGGACCCCUCAGAGGUCCACAAGCCCGGCAACACCGCUCCCAAAAUUCUCUACACCAUUCCCAACGGAGGAAACCCAACCGGAGCCUCCAUGACGCUGCAGAGGAAGAAAGAAGUGUAUGAGCUGGCCAGGCUGUACGACAUGCUCAUCAUCGAGGACGACCCGUACUAUUUCCUGCAGUUUAACAAGCCAUGGGCUCCCACGUUUCUCUCCAUGGAUGUUGACGGGAGGAUCAUCAGGACAGACUCUUUCUCGAAGAUCUUGUCUUCAGGGCUGAGGAUAGGUUUUGUGACCGGUCCCAAACCGCUAGUGGACCGGGUGGUUCUGCACAUCCAGGCCUCGACAAUGCACACUAGUACCUUCACACAGCUUAUGGUGUCUCAGCUGUUGCACAGUUGGGGUCAAGAGGGUUUCCUCCAGCACAUAGACAGGGUGAUUGAGUUUUACAGCAGGCAGCGUGACGCCAUGAUCAGCUCUGCGGACAAGUGGCUCAAAGGUGUAGCAGAAUGGCACACCCCAUCAGCAGGCAUGUUCCUGUGGAUCAAACUAAAGGGCAUCGCUGAUACCCAACAGCUCAUUAUGGAGAAGGCGUUGGAGAAAGAGGUGCUGCUGGUUCCCGGAGGCGUCUUCAUGAUCAACAGUGGUGACCCCUGUCCCUACGUUAGAGCGGCUUUUUCUCUCUCCACACCAGAACAGAUUGAUGAGGCUUUCAGAAGACUCUCUUCACUCAUCAAAGAAGCUUUGUGAUGAGAGGUUUAUUUUUCCCUGAUAGAUGAUGUAUUUUUUCUUUAUUAAUUUAUUGUUGAAGGCUUUAUGUUAAAAUAUAUUAUUAUAUUUAAAUAUAUUUUAAUAUGUUCUUGCCUCGGUCUAUAUCUAAACCACCUUCAAGAGAAGACAUUGAGUUUGUUUGUUUUUUUUUUUCAAAUGUUUGUUUGGCUGCAUGUUCAUGCAACAUGGUACUGAUUAUUGAAAGCCCUCUGGAGCAAUGAAAAAAAAACAUGAAUUAUUGACUGAACCUCAUAAACUGUUGCUCCAUCAUAACAUUACACAGUGAAAAUGUCUUUUUACACGUACAAAAAGUAAAUAAUACCUUUUAAUUAUUCUGUAUCUUGUCUUUUGAGUCUGUAUGUUUUUGUUACACUAAAACUUAAACUUCAUAUUUGAUCGCUUGUGAUGAAACACGCUGCAGCUCACACAAUGUGAGCUGAAGCUUAAAUUGCAGUUGCCCUGGUGCGUGGAAGGGGAAAACUUUUAAACCCAGAAUGCAGUGAGAAGUAGAUAAGAGAUGGAGGCCUUGGUGGAAAGUUAAAAAUCAAAAAUAGAAAAGUCAGCAAACUUCAACAUUUACAGCCCAGUGCCAGUUUCUAAAUAAAUCUGAGGCAUGAAAUAGGUCACACUUUUGUAGAGUUAUCGAUGAUUUGUGCAAGCACAGCUUUGAAGAUCAAAAUUCCACAUUACCAGCUAAAUCCCUCUCAAUAGUCUGGGUUUAAUCUGAUAAGUUAUGAUAAAAAGCUCAAGAGAUUUGGAGGUUUUCCAAACCAAAAUCUUGUUGCAAAACUAAAGCUCUCAAGAUUUAGGCCGCUGUUAAUCAGGGCACAAAAUGGUUUUGGCUCCUAUUCCUGGUCACAGAAGGUUAAAAAACAUUGGUGGUUUUAUGUAGUGGUCUUUUUACUGCCUACUGCCAGUUUAAGUAAAAAGAAAAAACAAGACAUUUUUUUCACCAGCUUGUCUUCACCUUUCUUUGAAACCUGCAUGGUUUGCGAUCAUGUAACAGUACCUGCUGACAACAACAGAGACUGUCUGUUGGUGGAAACUGUUUUCUUUUCCUUUGUACAGACUUUCUCCCCACUGUGUUAAUCUGUUGCACUUUGUGAACAGCGUGUCCGAGCUCUCAGAGGUGUUUGUGUGCAAAUGAAACAUUCAUCUGUCAAGGAUAAUGGGAUCAGAGGGGCGGCUUAGAAAUCAGGCUUUUGCAACACAUUUACUCUCCUCUUGCUGCAGUUGUAUUACUUAAAAUCAUCAGGUAAAAGCCAGAAUACCACCAUGUAAAAAUACUACAUUAGAAAUAUGCAUCCUGACACCUGGAUUUAAUUAUUGUCGACUCGACAUCGGCAUUAUCGACUCAGUUAUUGACUGUGUUGCUGAGGCCUUGGUUCACAGUGUCAGUUUACUUUUAUUAUAGCUUCAAGGUCAUUCAGUUAUCAGCUCAGGCUCACAAACAAACAGCCCUUAGGGUUGACUCUGUAUUUAGAGGUACUUUUGUUCUGUCUUUGUUUUCCUUCUGGAUUUUUUUUUUCAUGAUCUGUAUCUCCUAAUUGUUCCAAAAGCUGUUUGUUAUUUCUGUGUCUUCCUGCAUUUUAAGCCUUUGCCCUGAUCACUUUUUGUUUUGUCUGCGAUACAGAACACUACACUCUGCUUUGACUGUCUUUUCAUAGUCCAGCAUUUUAGCUUUGAUUGAUAAUAAAUGCUAAUAAAGGAGGGAAUGU